AUGGAUCGGCUCUCCAUCCUGUUUUACCAUAUUAAUCCACACGAUUACCCCUUCUUCUUGCAGUGUGAGCGCAGCACUGAGCAGCCAGGAGUUAUUUUGAUGGAAUCCCACGCGAUGCAGGGCAUUCGCUGCACCGUCCCUGUAGUGUAUCUCUUGUCUAUCUUGUACUUUUAUGGGUACCACCGGCCACGCUUGCCUUUUGCCGACCACAUCUUAUCGAAGUUGCACCAUUACUUUUACCCGAGUGCAGGGUAUAGUACCCCAGUAGGAGGGAUUCUUCUUCGAUUGGCGUAUGCCUGUUACUAUGAUGGGGUACGUAACAUGUUCAGAGGAAAGUGUUGCACGUAG
Messenger RNA from Trypanosoma rangeli, 348 nucleotides. RefSeq lists its product as uncharacterized. The record is from RefSeq and is a predicted model, not a curated record. Bases 1 to 348 code for a protein of 115 amino acids. The transcript has a single exon. NCBI's taxonomy places the organism in Eukaryota, Euglenozoa, Kinetoplastea, Trypanosomatida, Trypanosomatidae.